AUGGAGGAUCAAGACGAAAUUCAACAGCCGGAGCAAAUCAUCAACCAUGGACAACUCGACUUGACGCCAACCUUCAGUUAUUCGCUAAACCAUCGGAUUCUUGCAAACUGUGCCGUUUCGGCGAUUUUGGAGCCUGGGGGUAAUGAUACUCUGGUCGCUGUGACGGCGUCGAACAAAGUUGUCAUCCGUGGUGAGUUUGGUGAUAAAUAAAAUGAGAGAAAUGUGUAAUCAUCCAAUAGAAUUGCAAUUUUAAAGGAUAUAUAGUCUUAUGAAUUUACAAUACACGAAAUACGCGAAGAAGAGAAACGAAUUCAGAAUUUGAAUAUGCUAAAAUUUGAAAUUCACGAACUGUAUGAAAUAGUUCAGACAAAAUUCGGAAAGAUAAGAAAAUCGUCAGAAAAUAAAAAGUUAACCUAAAAUCAUGAGAAUUAUGCUCAACAGCCUUCCCUAUUUUUUCAUUUUUUUUUUACUUGUUCCAGAAGUUUAUUAAAAAUUUCCAUUUCCUACGACUAUUUUCUAAAGACUCAAUCCAUUAAGUCAGUUCAUUCAUAAACUUUCUCUUUCAGAAACCGAAAGUUCACUGCAUAUUUCCGACACAAUUCGUUGUAUAACAACUGCUCCAUUUUGUGACGGAUAUGAUGCUAUAGUAAUCGGGACUGAAACUCAAAUCAUCGUUUUUGAUAUUCACAAUAAUGCGACCCUGUUCCGACGAGACAUCCCCGAUGGCGUCAAUUGUUUUGCGGUUUGUUUUACAGAAUUUUUAUUUUCGAAAUUCUUGCUGUGAUAUUCAAAAGGCCAAAAAAUAAUUUCAUAAAGAUCUCGAUGAGAAAAUUUUCAUCAAUAUUUUUUGUCAUUCACGACUUCUGAAUAAUUAACCACCAGCAAGAAUUUUUCAAAAAAAAUCGCUUUACCUAUACAAAAAUCUAAAUUUCAAGGUAGGAAAUGUUGCCGACAUGAAUCCAAUGAUCUUUUGUGGUGGAAACUGCGCAAUUUGGGGCUAUGACAAAGAGGGAAACAACGUCUACUGGACUGUUACAGGUGAACGAAAAAUUCUUCAAAAUUAAAAAAAAAAUUUCAGGAGACGUAAUAACUUGCAUGUGCAUUUGCGAUUACGACAAUGAUGGAGAAAACGAGGUUUGAAUGAAAACUUAAAAAGUUAUGAGAUGAACAAAUAACUUUUUCAAUAUUUUCAUAAACCUAACUUGUAAAACGUUCAUUAUUUCUAUUAAAAAAAGCUCUAAACAACAUCUUUUACCAAUUUCAACUGUCUUCAGCUCAUCAUUGGGUCGCCGGAUUUCGAAAUCAGAGUCUUCAAAAAUGACCUGAUGCGGUCCGAAUUAAUGGAAACCGAUGCCGUCGUUUGCCUUCAGGCAGUUUCUCAGUUCGUUUACCUUUUUUUGAGCAUAAUCUGACGAAAAAUUUCCAGAGACUGUUUCGGCUACGCUCUGGCAAAUGGAACAAUCGGUGUCUACCAGAAAGAAGAACGACUUUGGCGAAUCAAGUCGAAAAACAACGUUUCAGCAAUCCUACGCUACCCCAGUGAUGAGCUCAUGACUUGCGUGUGGAAAAUGGGGAAGGUUUGAAGAAGAAAACAUGAGAAAAAUAGGGAAAGGGAAAUUUUGAAAAUGAGACACAAAAGACGCCAAAAAAGUCGUUCUGAUUGACGCAUUUGUGGUGCGUCUCUUGGCCUCGAUUUACAAUUUGAGAAUUUCUCGCUCCUAUAAAAGAUUACGGCGUUCUGCGCAGUGGAAGAAAAUGUAAAAAUUUUGAAAAUGCGGAACGGCUUCGAAACGUUGCUCCACCUAGAUUUACGGUAGACAGCUUGCGCGCGAACAUUUGAAUUUCUUGUUGCUCAAGUGCUUCAGGUGAUUUUUCAUGUUUAUUUCAGUUGUAUCUUUAUCUGUUUUGUUCUGAUUUACGGUAAUUAUUUUUUAUUGCGACAGCAAAAUGCAAAGAAACUUUUUUUUUCAAUUUUCAAUAUUAUUACUGCUGGGUUUUAACAAAAUUUUCCCUUUGAAACAAAGAAAAAGCCUUUCAGCAACAUUUUCAGUGUCAAAUUAAAUUUUUUAUUCGAAUCAAUCAAUCUCUUCAUUUUCGUAACAUCAGAAUGGUAUGGCUAUGUCGCAGAGGAGAAAAAAUACCACUAGGUGGAUGAAUUAAACUAAUUCUGUAAAGAAAACUUUUUUUUAAAUUUUUACUAAGUCGGGAAAGACACAUAGAACCACAAUAAGUCAUUUUCGGCACAAAAUUCCACGUUUUUCACUGGAAAAAAGGACUAUAAGCAAUUUUGAGGGUGAAAGGUAUGAAAGUGUUCAGAAAAUAAGAAAAACUUUCACCCAAAUGUUUUUUUGUCAACUAGAAAAGGAAUUGUGAAAGGAUCGAUUUUUUUCACGUCUGUAGUUUUGAAAAAACGCUAUUUUUCGAGGAAAAAAAUUACUUUUGAAUUUAAUGAGUAUGCGAGUUAGCGUCGUUCUGUGUAUGCACCAAAGAAGUCGAAUAUUACGGAAAUUGUGGGAGGGGCGUCGUCAAAAGAACACCGUGGUUUCAAACAUCAACCACUAAGCUUGUGAAAAAUAACUUGUUAAAAAUUCAACUGAAAAAAAACUUCAAGUUGCUUUUAUGAACUUUCAGUGGAAUACCUCAUUUCACCUUAACGUGUUUCGGUUUUUGACUGUUGUUGAUCCCUUUUUGAGCUUGUUAUUCGGCUUUCUCCGGCUUUGCGGCUGAAAAAGUUUAUUUUAUUUAAAAAAAUUAACUUUUUUUAUUCUGUGAAAGUCCAGUUGGACUUAAUCUUUGGUAACAUGAUGAAUUUUUUUCACGUUGAGGGCAACACUGAAGGCUCAAUUUUUUUGAGUUUGAAAGUUGACGAUUCUUAAAUUUAAUUGGAAAAAGGUGAUUUGCCACCUGGCACCAGAGCUAAGGUCUCACGUCUGAAAAAUAAAAAUUAUUCUAAUUGACGUGAAUUAAUUUUCUUUGCACAGACGGUGAAAGUUUCUUCCUGGCUGCCUCGGUCAAAGGAGUAGCAGUAAUCAAUAAAUCAAAAAAAAUGUUAAAUUGAUCAAUCUCCCAGUUUUUCCUUCAGAUAGACAUGCGCCAAGUGGACAACGGGGACGUCUCCUCAAAGGAUCAGUCGACCUCAGGCCAAGUUGUGGCCGCCUGUGCAACUCACAGCGAAGAUCCUCUGAAGGCCCAUAUUACUGUAGUUUUGAGCGAUGGGAAGGGUAUAUAAAAAUCAAUAAAUUCCAAAAUCGAAACUUCAAAUUCAGUACAAGGCUACAAACUCCAGCAGCGCAAGGAAAAUAACGAUAAAACCCAGGAAAUGAUCAGGGAAUUCGGGCAGAAAAAGCAUAAUUUAAUGGUUUUGUGGAAUCAGAAAAGGAAAAAUUCUUGAAAUGACUUGAAGAUGGAACUGAGUAACUACGAGCAAGAGGAGCAAAUGACGGAGGCUGAAAAAGAAAGGGAACAGCGGAUUCCGAUUGGAACUGUUGUCAAUUGCUUGUAUGUUGGUGGGUUUUAAGGCAGUUAUUUUCCUACAAAACUGAUGAAUUCGGUUUUAAUUGAAAGCUGAGGUUUUUCUGAUUAAAACCGUGUCAAAUUCUUGGAAUUUGAUAAAGUUUGAACAAAGUUAUGAUUAUUUAAAGUUGAAUACUUUUUUUAAAUUUUGAAAACUCGGAGAAAAGGGCGCAGUUUUUUCCGAUUUCUAAAGGGAAAUGAUGAUAUAUUGUUCAAAAACAUCCAUAAUUUUUAAAAUUAGUUGAUUUUUAAUGAAUUUGUGGCUUUCAGAACAUAGGUAAAGUCGGAAAAAGUCGAAAAAAGGCUCUAUAGAAAAAGGGUUCCUGUUUGCAGCCUUUUUGCGCCCUUUCAUCGGCUAUUUUGCACCAUUUUUGCUGCCUCUCCCUUUUUCACCAUUCCUUGAGCUUUUAAAGUUCUAGAAAAAAUGGAAAAGUCGAUGACAGACCCAUUUUUCUGCCUUUUUGCGGCCUUUUUUGAACCAUUAUCCAUCAAUCCGAGAACCUUUUUCGUAAUUUUUGACGUUUUUUUGAAUUUCUAGGCUGAAGUGUAUGUAUCUUGAAAUAUUUUUACUCGGAUCUGUUAUUUUUCAUUUGAAGUAAAUUUUUCUGGAUCAUAUAAAGUGUAAAUUUUGUCAAAAAAGAAACUUUAUUCUAGGUUUUUUUCAAAGGUCCUUGUUCAUUUUUCGGCAAAAAUUGUCAAAUUUAGGUAUUUUUCCACGGCAAAUAGCUUUCCUUAUAAUAUUUAUUGCUAAAAGGUGCAGUUAAAAAAAUGAAAAAUUCACUAAAAGGUGCGGUUAAAAACGAAAAACGAUCAUUAUCCACCAUUACGACUUUGCCCGAGAAGCUUUUCCACAAUUUUUGACGUUUGUCCGAAUUUUAAGGCUAAAGUGUAUGCACCUUGGUUUUUUUUUAAUUCGAAUUCGUUAUUUUUCAUUUGAAACAGACUUUUCUAUGGCGUCUAAAGAGUUAACUUUGUCAAAAAAUAAUUUUUAUUCAGGGUUUUUCAAAGUUCCUUGUUCAUUUUUCGGCAAAAAUUGGCAAAUUUAGGUAUUUUUCCACUGCAAAUAGCUUUCCUCAUAAUAUUUACGGCUGAAAGAAACAGUUAAAAACGAAAUUUUCCAGUAAAUAGCGACGAAAGAACUCUGAAUUUGGUUUUGGAAGCGUCGAACAAUGUCACGAUUCGGGCCGUUGUCAUUUUCGCUGAGGGGAUGUUCGAGGGAGAAUCUCAUAUUUGGUUAUUUAUCAAGUUAUAAGAAGAUUGAAAAUGUAAAAUUCAGGAUCCCUGGAAAAUUGGAAGGGAACGGAGACAAGGCGACGAUUCCAAUAGUUCCGGAGAAAGACGCCCAAAAUGACAUGCAUAUCAAGGCGUUUUUGGGGGCUCCUGAUGCGUUAGUUGUUAAGGAAAAGCUUGAAAAACUUCAAAAAUUGAAUUUAAAGCUGUUUUUUUAAUUGAGUGCCUUUCGAAAUAUUCAAAUUUCUUACUUUCAAGCAGCUUUUUAGUUGGAUUAAAGGCAUAGAGGCAGUAAAAAAUGACGUUUCAGGUGAAAGCAGUAUCUUAUAUAGUUUUUUGUUGCGAAUUGAACGGUGUACUCAAAAAAAUCACAGAUGUGACAACUUUAGAAGAAAAAGGCGAUUUUACUUUCCCGCCUUUAUUUUUGAAAAAAGCUUUCGAUUGGUAUACAGACAAAUUUUUACAGUAGCCGUGCACGCGAUGUUGCGGACGUCUCAUUAGACUCGCAUUUUGUGAGAAAUAACCGGAUUUCUGCUUCAAAUAAAGGGUUUCUUCUCUGAAAAAUUGAUUAAGAAAACCGAAAACACACAUUGAUGAUAAAGAAAACACAAAUAAUCGCUAUCCCAACCGAAACCUGUGUAAAAUCAUCAUUUUUCACCAAAGAAGCAUUUUUGCAAUCAAAUUUUGCAAAUUAUACAUGAAUAGAAAGCUUUGGUGACGAAAAGAACUUUGGUGUUAACAGAAAAAAUUGAAAAUUGAAAGAAACGAAGAAAAAAGCGAAAAUCCGGAAGAUGGCGAACCCUGUUGUCCAUAGAGCAACUUUACUGCAAAGCGCCCUUUUCGCGGGAACUCAAAUUUUCCUUUUUCCGACUUUGAAUUAUUUUUUCUACAAAACUAGGAAGUUCGGUACGUUUUCAAGAUCACCGUUCGAUUUGCAAUGAAAAACUCUACAAAAUGCUGCUUUGAAUUAAAAAACCGUUUUUUUACUGCCCCUAUGCCUUUGAGGAAUAGUUUGAAAAACGCCUAAAUUUGAACUUCCCGCUGUUCUUUUUGAUUGAAUUUCUUCUCGCAUGCUGAUCAGGUGUCUCAACGGGUGUACCCGUAUUAAACCCGUGUUUCUGAAGUUAUUUUAGUCUCAGUUGGGCUAAAACGGGGGAACAACGGGUGUAAGAAAAAUAUGUAACCCAGCUGUGCUAAAGCGGGGUCUCAGUUGGGUUAAAAAUUGCCAAAAGUUCUACCAGCUGGGCUUAUACGGGUUCAAUACGGGGGCACCCGCGGAAACGCCGUUUUAGCACGGCUGGGUUACCCUGCUCAGCAUUCGAGUUUGAAAAUUACCAAAUCCCCCAUUUCAAGCAGCUUUUCAAUUAGAAUUAAGUUUAAAAUCCUGAUUUUCCUAAUGAAAAUGACCAUAUUGAUAAAGAUUCAGGUUCAAACUGCACGUUUUCGAAAUGUCCCGAACAGUGCCCCGUUUCGCCCGCUUUGCCCUACUUCCUUUCCAGGAAAAUUGGGUGGAGCCGACGUCCUACGUCGAGUUCGAAUCGAAGCAAAGGGUUCAGAAGGUUGAUUUUCACAGGGUCAAUGCAAAAAUAAAAAUAAAUUUUCGUAUCAUUGAUUUUUGAACUGUUUCCUGAAUAUAUUCUUCCCUUUUCGGCUGUAUCAGGCCAUUUUUUAGAAUUUUUUUAGGCGGAUGAAUUUGAAUCAAAAAAAAUUAGGCUCACAAGAAUGUAGAUUCUGGCUAUUUUUGGUCAUUAAUCGAUGAAUUUAUAGUGAAAAUUAUAUUUAAAUUGGAUUUUUUCAUGAAACCUCUCAUUGGAGCUAUACAAGAAACUUUUCAAAAAAAAUUUUUUUUGGCGGAAAGUUUUGAUUUUUUUGUAAAUGGUUUAGAGAAUAGAUUUUUGGCUUUCUUGGUCAUAAAAAAACAAUUUUUUUAGUGUAAUUGGUGUUUCAAUUGGAUUUUAUCAAUGAAAUAUCCCUUUUUUUCGGAUUUUUUUGGUUGAGUAAAUUGACUCGCAGCAAAGUGUUUAGAAUUCAGAUUUCGGCUAUUUUAGGCCAUAAAAAAAUAAAUUUUUUUAGUGAAAAAUUAUAUUUUAAUUGGAUUCUCUUCAUCAAACCUCUUUUUGGCGGUAACAGGUAUUUUUUCAAAAAUUCGAAUUUUCUGGUCGAAAAAUUAUGAGAUAUGGAAAUACGCCAAAAAUUUCUAAAUUUUUCCUUUUCUUAUGAUUUUGGCGAAAAUUUCGAUUUUCAGCUCUUUGACUGGGUCCACGAAAGCUUCGUGGUGGACGUCAACUCGCCGGCCUUCAAUUUGGACGCUCCUCAGGUCGAACUCCGGUUUGUCGGUCUGGCUCCUCGGAAAAAUUGCCAGCUCUCCAUCAAAUUCGACAAACAGGAAAAUAAGGUUGAAAAUUGGGGUUUUUGUGACAUUACAGCGUAUAAUUCAUUAGCUAUACUGGAAAAAAAAGCUCAAUUUAGACCCAGUGAAAAUUUUUUUAAUUUCUUGGAAAUUAAUUCAAACACGGUACGAGUUUUAUACAACGACUACUUGAAAUAGAGACACUUUUCUUUUUUGUCCCUCUAGGGACCACUAGCAUGCCUCCUAGAGUGGCAGUCAACUGAAACCCCUGCAGAGAACACUAGCUGGACCCCUAUAGGGGCCACUAACUGAAAACCCUAGAGGGACCACUUUUUCAAAGGCCAGGGGUUGUUAAAGUGGUCUCGAGACAGUCCCUAUGGGAACCAAUAACUGAAAACCCUAGAGAGGGUAAGAGCCCUCAAAGGGAUUGAUAAAGCGUUCAUGAGAAAGUCCCUAUAGGGGCCAUUAACUGAAAACCCUAUAGGGACCACUUUUGCAAGCGCCAGAGGUCCCUAUAGGGAUUGGUUAAAGGGUCUCGAGACAGUCCCUAUAAGGACCACUAACUGAAAACCCUAGAGGGACCACUUUUUUAAAGGCUAGGGGUUGAUAAAGUGGUCUCGAGACAGUCCCUAUAGGAACCACUAACUGACAACCCUAGAGGGACCACUUUUGCAAGGGGUAGAAGCCCUCAAAGGGGUUGAUAAAGCGGUCCCGAGAAAGACCCUAAAGAGACCACUCUGGAGCUCCCUAGUUUGUCGCGGCCUGAAACUCUUUUUUCUCUGCGCCCCCUUCGUCUCUCGGUGACCCUCUCAUGUUGACAUACUAUUUUUAUGUUUCUCUGACCUCGCCGGUGAGGGAACAGAGAGACGCAGGCAUAAAUGGACUGGAAAAAAGUCCAGGUAACUCUAGGCGUAAGUAGUUUUGCGGUCGGGUGCAUUGAAAAAAGAAUCAAGGUUCUAUCGGACUAUUUUUCACAAGAAUAGUGAGAAGAAUUUGCUUAAAGUUUCUUUUUUUGUAGUUUUAAAGCUCAUAAUUUCCAAAUCGAGCCAUUCCCCAGAUGCGAAUCUACCACGACUGCAUCGAAACGACGGGAAAUAUGGUCCAAAGUUUGGCCGAAUACUUCCAAGUCCACUCCCUGACGUCACACGCCUCCUUCAAGCCGCUUUUCGACGAAGCCGAGGAGAUUUUGGGCGAAGUUAGUCGGGAAAAAUGCUCAAAAAUCAGAAUUUUCGGUGCAGAUCUUGUAGAUUAUCUUCUCUUGAGAAAAUCCAGUUCAGAUUUAUAAAUUCAUUUCAUCAUAAAUAGCCGGGAUAGGAAGUCUAAUUUGUGAAAGUGAAAGGAAAAGCUGGCUCAAAGUGUGGAUAAUACGGUUUUUCGCACUUUCUGAUGAUUGAUAUUUAAAUGAAAGUACAUUUUGAAUGAUUUUUCGGUUUGAAAUCGCAAAAUUGGUGUUUCGAAAUGAGUUCUCACCAAGAAAACUCGAUUUUUCGGAAAAAUAAUUUUAUUUUCUUGAGCUUUCCGGCUUCCAAAAAGUCACUACUCAUCAUAAAUGACGUCACGUACUGUCAUACUUUUUUAUGACGUCAUUUAUCGAGUUUUCACGUCAUACGAUUUUUUUUCCAUCUUUUCUGAUCUUUCCAGUAAAAACCCCCGAUUGAAUAUUGCUUUACCAGAUAUUCUUUAAUCUAUAACCAACCUGACGUCAUUUUUUUCAAGUUCUGAAGUCAUCUAAAUUUCAAUGACGUCAUAAAUUAUUUUCUAGCUUGACGCCAUGACGGACCUACGUGAUCGCCUAACGGCAGAACUUCAAGAAAAACAAUCUGCUGUCAAAGAAACUUUAGUCCGAGCCGAGGAUUCAAUCGGGAUCGAUAAUAUGUAAUAUCAUCAUUUUAUCACGUUCCUCACUAUUGCUCAUCUUACAGAGGGAUGGCUAGGAAGUUGUACGCUCGCCUGAAGCAAAUGGACGCCGCCGCCAGACAGGCUUCAUUGCUCAGGUUAGCUCAGAAAUAUCAUUUUAAAGUUAUAAUUAUGAUACUUUAGGUCAAAUAAUCAAGAAAGAUGCGUUCAAAGCCUCCGUCGUCUCAAUAAAAUCAUUGAGAAUUCUUCAAAAUUGCGAGGUUUUUCUUAAUUUUUCCAAUAUAAAUCAAAGUUUUCAAUUUCAGUUGGUGAACCCGGUCGUCAAAUCGUAGUGGCCUGUCGUCAAGCGAUUUCCGACGAUAAUAAGCAAAUUAUCGUUAAAAUACUCGAAUUCGGAGCAUCUGCAUGA
Molecule: messenger RNA, 9359 nt
Organism: Caenorhabditis auriculariae
Lineage: Eukaryota; Metazoa; Nematoda; Chromadorea; Rhabditida; Rhabditidae
Source: the annotation of a GenBank genome assembly